This is a messenger RNA of Plectropomus leopardus (leopard coralgrouper), 2326 nucleotides long. It is a transcript of the gene ugp2b, whose product is annotated as UDP-glucose pyrophosphorylase 2b. Lineage: Eukaryota; Metazoa; Chordata; Actinopteri; Perciformes; Serranidae. Gene Ontology annotation, molecular function: UTP:glucose-1-phosphate uridylyltransferase activity. Gene Ontology annotation, biological process: UDP-alpha-D-glucose metabolic process. The record is from RefSeq and is a predicted model, not a curated record.
UUUGGGGCUGGAAAAAUGAGAGGCGAGCUGUAAAACGUCCUGCUCGGUCCAAUCCGGCUCCGUGCUCAGUUCAGGGACGACGUCUGGCUGCUGUCCAGAGAGAUAAGUGCGGCGGGAUGAAUGUGUCCUUGUUGUUAUUUUUUAUGGGUGUAUGAGGUAGACAGGACGUCGCAGCAGCGGAGCCUCAGUGCUGAAUGGACUCACGGGGUUGAACACCUCUGGAUGAAUGAGCUGGCUUUCUGGAUACCUCAAGGAAACUUUUUUUAAAAAUUCAUUAACGGGAUGUCUCUUCAAUGACGCUCCGGUUUUCACUGUGAAUGCUCUCUGGAAUAUUUAACUUGAAGAUCUGCUUUGGAUUUAUCUGAUUAUUUAAUUGUGUUUUGUUGAACUGGUCGCUACUUGGCAGCUGAAAUAUGGCACUUUAUAUAGAAGGUCUGAAUAAAGGAGUGGCCAACGGAGGGAUGGCUCAGUUCCAGGAAAUGAUGCGGCAGCAGCUGGAGAGCUCCAUGCACGCCGAGCUGGAGAAACUGCUGGACACCACCACAGGCGCAGAGAGAGAGGUGUCCAGGAAAGACUUUGAGGGCUUCAAAAAUCUGUUCCACAGAUUUCUGCAGGUGAAGGGGCCAUCGGUAGAGUGGAUCAAGAUACAGAGACCUCCAGAGGACUCGAUUCAGCCCUACGAUAAGAUUGCUGGCAAAGGUCUGCCGAACAACGUGGCUGACUGCCUGAACAAGCUGGUGGUGGUGAAGCUGAACGGAGGCCUGGGCACCAGCAUGGGAUGUAAGGGCCCCAAGAGCCUGAUCAGCGUCCGCAACGAGAACACCUUCCUGGACCUCACCGUGCAGCAGAUAGAGCACCUGAACAAGACUUACAACACAGACGUGCCGCUGGUCCUCAUGAACUCCUUCAACACAGACGAAGACACGAAGAAGAUCCUGCAGAAGUACACACACCACCGCGUCAAGAUACACACUUUCAACCAGAGCAGGUACCCUCGCAUCAACAAAGAAUCGCUCCUCCCCGUGUCCACAACCCUGAGCAUGACUGGGCAGGGCGCAGAAGGCUGGUACCCUCCAGGGCACGGCGACAUUUACGCCAGCUUCUACAACUCGGGUCUGCUGGACCAGCUGAUUGCACAAGGCAAAGAGUACAUCUUUGUGUCCAACAUCGACAACUUGGGAGCCACCGUCGACCUCCACAUCCUGCACCACCUGGUCAGCCAGCCCAACGGCAAGCGCUGCGAGUUCAUCAUGGAGGUGACGGACAAGACGCGCGCUGAUGUAAAGGGUGGCACGCUGAUCCAGUACGAAGGAAAACUGCGUCUGCUGGAGAUUGCCCAGGUGCCCAAGGCCCACGUGGACGAAUUCAAAUCGGUUUCAAAAUUCAAGAUCUUCAACACCAACAACCUGUGGAUCUCUCUGGCUGCUAUCAAGAGGCUGCAGGAGCAGAAGGCAAUGGACAUGGAGAUUAUAGUCAACCCCAAGACACUUGACGGCGGACAGAAUGUCAUUCAGCUGGAGACGGCGGUUGGUGCCGCUAUCAAAUGCUUUGACAACGCCAUGGGCAUCAACGUGCCUCGCAGCCGCUUCCUGCCCGUCAAGACCACAUCGGACCUGCUGCUGGUCAUGUCCAAUCUGUACAGCCUGGACGCCGGCUCUCUCACCAUGAGCCCCAAGAGAGAGUUCCCAACAACGCCGCACGUCAAACUGGGCAGCUCCUUCACCAAGGUUCAGGAGUACUUGACCCGCUUCGAGAGCAUCCCCGACAUGCUGGAGCUCGACCACCUGACAGUGUCUGGAGACGUCACCCUCGGGAAAAACGUUUCACUCAAGGGCACAGUCAUCAUCAUUGCCAACCACGGAGAUCGGAUUGAUAUUCCUGCCGGCUCCAUGCUGGAAAACAAAAUCGUAUCUGGCAACCUGCGCAUCAUGGACCACUGACGCCUUUUACACUUACACUCAAAACACACCCUCAUCAAUUGACCCAGCUGGCUUUAUCCCAGUCAUGUGACCUGUUUGUUAUGUUUCAACAUGGAAGAGAAAGUGGCUUUUUUCUAGAAAGGGUGUGUGUGAUUGCAUGUGCAGUGCUACACUGCAGUUUCAACAUGAGGACUCAGUUUACAUGGUAAAUGGUUGGGAGUUCUUGUUGCUGGGAUACACUGCCCUCUGCAGGUUGUUUAUUGUAUAAUAUAAAGCUUUCAUAGUGUUAACAAUGAGCUCCUAUAACAGUCCAGUUAAACAAUGACUUAUAACCAUACUAAAGAGAAAAAAUAGAUUUUAUUUUAUCUUUUAACUGUAGUGAUUUUUUUUCUUCCUGCCAAAACAGA